GGUAUAUACUGUGCUCGGGGUGUGUGACGGAGCGACGAAGCGCAACGGAGUGACGACUGGCGACGACAACAUGGGGUACAAAAGGAGGUUAGGUUUUGGGACAUUUCUUACCGUGCUGAUCGUACUGGCGGCGAUAUAUUACCGUAACAUUGACGACGUCCUGCAAAAACGAUUGCUGACUCUGUUGCACGGUCUCGAGAAGCUUGAAAACAAAUACGUCAUCACCAGGAGGCCGAAAGUUGCCAUAGGUUAUGGCGUGUGCACUGACGUCUUCAUCGACGCGAAACAUCUGCUGAAAUACUCGGAUGAGAUCGGCCGGCCUGAGCACUUCGAUGAGAUCAACACUGAGCUCGAACUACUUAAGAGCUUCGCCUAUUAUUUUCGCCAUGGAGCCGCGGCCGAACGCUACAUGGCAAAUAGAACUUUAUUCGAUGAAUUGGUGUUGAAAGCACGCUCGUUUUCCUCGUCUUACUCGACAAUUGGAGGAAAUGCAGCAGUCAUGGCGAUGCGAUUUGCGCGGGAGGGAUGCGACGUGACUCUCGCGGCUAAAAUGACUAGAUCCUUGUACCAAAUGUUUCCUCAGGUGAUAAAUAUAGUGGGCGGCGUGGUGAAACGCGACGAUAUUCAUCUCAUCAUGGAAUACAAGCAUGGUGAAGUGUGGGGCCCUUAUUCCAGUGCGAGAGCAAACAGAUAUAUCGUUCACAAUGAUAUGAAUAAUCCAAUGAUCAGCUCUUUCGAUGCCUUUGAUAAAGUUCUGGGAACUUAUAAUCCCGAUUUAUUGGUAGUCAGCGGCCUCCAGAUGAUGGACAAUUACCCAUUUCGAGAAGAUAUACGAAAGAAUCUGCUGAUGAACGUAAAGAAACAGAUGGUGGAACGUCCGAGCUCUACCAGAAUUCAUUUCGAGAUGGCUUCAUUCGCCGAGGAUAAAUUGCUCUUUGAGCUGUGCGAUCUGGUGGUUCCCUUCGCUGACAGUUUAGGGAUGAACGAGCAAGAAAUAGCAAAUCUAUACAAUACUAUGUAUUACGGCAAUAUUUCAUUAGUGGCUAACUCGACUCCGCGUGUCGCAACGGUGUUGGAUCAGAUGAGAACUUUGUUCAAACUCAUACGCUUGAGAGGCAAAUCAAUCGCGAAUUCUAGAGAGCUCACGAGAAUUCAUGUGCACACGCUGGCAUACCAAGCCAUAUUCACCGUUAAAGAUUCCGUUUGGAAGAAUACCAUGGCCGCUGCAGCCAAAGCAUCGUUGACCGCAAACAGACACGUAUGCGCAUCGAGUAAUGUCGAUGUAAAAAAAGCAACACUGAUCAUGGACGAUAGUUUUUCAACGUCUAUCGUCGAUGGUACUCGAAUAGCACUGAACAUUGACAAACCGGUAUCUUGUUGGGACGAGAUUCUGAAGGUGGAAUCGGAGGAUAUUUCUAUUCAGGUGUGCGUCGCUCCCGUGUUGGUUUGUACGCAAGCUAGUCAGACGGCAGGUGGCGGGGACAAUAUUUCCAGCGCAGGUUUAGUACUUCAAAUCUAAAAUACGAGUUCACAUCGAUAUACGACGGGAUCGUUUUACUACACCGCCGUGUUCGCAUUACGAAUUCUAUGUCCCAUCCAUUGUAUACACGUAGACGACGAACGGAAAUCCUAAAGUAGGCCUUUAAUAAUGUUUGUAGCACGUGAGAAUUUACUACAUUAGUUUUUACAUUCCAAUUUGACUGCAAAAAAUAUAGACUGGACACACAGGAGUGAUUACGUGCAUCGCUAAACUAUAUAUAGAGCACAAUUUAAUUCUUUUAUACACUCGACGUGCGUUUUAUCAAAUUGUGACGUUCUGCCUAAUACGAUUAUCGAUAGCAACUUGGUACUAAUAUCAAUGUUUACGAACAUUGCAUUGUUAUUCUCGCAUUUGUAGACUAAUUUUAAUCAAGUUUGUUCCGAUAUUAUAUUAUGUAAGCUAAUCAUGCUGUGGUAGAUUAAGCAUUUUUACAAAAACACGAACGAAAACCGUGAGAUUUCCUGAGUACUGAGAAACUUGAGUAACAAUAUUUAAGAAUUAAAUAGUGCCAUGUGACUUAUAUUUCAAUAGAGAUAGUUUCAAAACCAUUUCACAAUAGAUUUGUAGUUAUGAUAUAUUAACUUUGAAAAGCACAGGCAAUGUGAUAUUAUCUUUAGGAAUUGAUUGUAAGAUUAAACUUAAAGAAACAGAAAGAGAGAAGGUGUGAUUUUUAAAAAAAAGAAAAGGAAUUAUUUAAUCUCGGGAAAUGUCGCAUAUAAAUAUCUCCAAUGUUAUGAUCUUACAUUCCAACGUUCAAAUCUGUUAUCUUUAUAUAUAAAAAAUCGAAUAUUUCUUUCACAUUUAAAAAGAUAUUGUACAUAUAUAUAUAUAUAUAUAUAUAUAUAUAUAUAUAUAUAUAUAUAUGGCGUAAGCUUGAAAGUUAUGGAUUUGCAAUAUUAAAGAUAUACAAUAUCAAUGUUGAUACACAAUGUGAAAUUGUGUUUUUUUUUUAUUGAUAUUACACACAUAUCUCUUUUUUUUUACUUAUGCACUGAUAACAUUCCAUAACAUUCAGAUUUAUUGAUUUUCAACAAAUGCUCUUUAUAACUUUUAUCAAGAAAUAGAGAUGAAAUUCAAAACUGUAUCAUACAUUAAUCGUUGUCAUCAUUAAUGUCAAGAUGUGAUACCGAUUGUGCAAUAGUGUAUUUAUGAAUUCUUAAAACAAAAUUGACGAAAAUAUAUUACUAAAUAAAAAGAGGGACAGU
This is a messenger RNA of Solenopsis invicta (red fire ant), 2745 nucleotides long. RefSeq names its product ADP-dependent glucokinase. The record is from RefSeq and is a predicted model, not a curated record. Gene Ontology annotation, biological process: glucose metabolic process. Bases 71 to 1519 code for a protein of 482 amino acids. Gene Ontology annotation, molecular function: ADP-specific glucokinase activity. Gene Ontology annotation, cellular component: endoplasmic reticulum. NCBI's taxonomy places the organism in Eukaryota, Metazoa, Arthropoda, Insecta, Hymenoptera, Formicidae. The transcript is spliced from 5 exons.